UCAGGCAGGCAGCUGCCAGGAUUAAAGACGCUCCAGCGCCCCGCACUUCCCCACCGCUGAGAACUACAGCAACGAUGAAGCUGACAAGCUGGUGCUGGCUGAGCUCCGCUGUCUUGACCACGUACGGUUAUUUGGUUCUGGCACACAACGAAACGAAGGAAAUGAAAGAUGAAGCAGCCAAGGACACCUGCCAGGUGAGACUAGAGAGCAGAGGCAAGUGUGGGGAGGAAGAUGAGUGCCGUUACCAGGUAAACCUGCCCCCGCUGACUCUUCAGCUCCCAGGACAAUUUAGCAGGAUGGAAGAGGUGUUCAAAGAAGUUGAGAACCUCAAGGAAAUGAUGAAUAGCCUGAAGAAAUGUUGCCAAGACUGCAAGCUGCAGGCAGAUGACAACCAAGAGCCCGGAAGACAGGAACCGCUGUUACCUAAUACAGGAGCCCCAGGAGCGGCAGCUCCUGACAACAGGGUGGGGGAAUUAGAGAGCCAGGUUAACAAGCUCACCUCUGACCUAAAGAUUGCAAAGGAAGAGCUCGAAAGGCUUCAGGAUCGCCUGGAGAAGCUGAAUCUGGAGAACAUUAACAGCAUAGAAAGUUAUGUUGAUAGUAAAGUGGCGAAUUUGUCUUCGGUGGUCAAUAGUUUGAAUGGCAAAUGUUCCUCUAAUUGUUCCAGUCAAGAACAAAUACAAUCUCGUCCAGUUCAGCAUCUAAUAUAUAAAGACUGCUCUGAGUACUAUACAAUAGGCAAAAGAAGCAGUGAGACCUACAGAGUGACACCGGAUCCCAAAUAUAGUAGCUUCGAAGUUUACUGUGACAUGGAGACUAUGGGGGGAGGCUGGACAGUGCUGCAGACACGACUUGAUGGAAGCACCAACUUCACCAGAACAUGGCAAGACUAUAAAGCAGGCUUUGGGAACCUCCAAAGAGAAUUUUGGCUGGGGAAUGAAAAAAUUCAUCUUCUGACCAAGAGUAAGGAAAUGAUUCUAAGAGUGGAUCUUGAAGACUUUAAUGGUGUCAGACUCUAUGCCUUGUAUGAUCACUUUUAUGUGGCCAACGAGUACCUCAAAUACCGUUUACACAUUGGCAAUUACAAUGGCACAGCUGGAGAUGCCUUACAUUUCAGUAAACAUUACAACCACGACCUGAAGUUUUUCACAACCCCAGAUAAAGACAAUGAUCGUUAUCCCUCUGGGAACUGUGGACUCUACUACAGUUCAGGCUGGUGGUUUGAUGCAUGUCUUUCUGCAAACUUAAAUGGCAAAUAUUAUCACCAAAAAUACAGAGGUAUACGUAAUGGAAUUUUCUGGGGCACCUGGCCUGGGAUGAGUGAGACACAGCCUAAUGGCUAUAAAUCUUCCUUCAAAGAGGCUAAAAUGAUGAUUAGACCUAAGCAGUUUAAGCCUUAAAUCACUAUGCUCAUUCAGUGGGCAUUAAUGAUCUUAAUAGGUCAAUUAGCUCCUUCAGCACUUUGGAAUAUGUUUCACACUCCUUUACCUAUGGCAAAAAUUUACUCUGAGCAAUGAAAUCUAUGCUACACAGUAUUACAAUGAAAUGAAGCCAGACAGAUAGGACAGUGGGUAAGGGUCUUUUGUACACACAGCUGACCCAGGUUCUAUCCCUGGCAUCCCAGAUGGUCCCCCAGCACUAUUAGGAGUGACUCCUGAGUGCAAAGACACAUUG
This is a messenger RNA of Suncus etruscus (white-toothed pygmy shrew), 1674 nucleotides long. RefSeq names its product fibrinogen like 2 (gene FGL2). The record is from RefSeq and is a predicted model, not a curated record. The coding region runs from base 75 to 1400 and encodes 441 amino acids. The transcript has 2 exons. Lineage: Eukaryota; Metazoa; Chordata; Mammalia; Eulipotyphla; Soricidae.